This is a messenger RNA of Sclerotinia sclerotiorum 1980 UF-70, 1776 nucleotides long. RefSeq lists its product as hypothetical. The transcript has 3 exons. The record is from RefSeq and is a predicted model, not a curated record. Gene Ontology annotation, cellular component: plasma membrane. Gene Ontology annotation, molecular function: purine nucleobase transmembrane transporter activity. Gene Ontology annotation, biological process: transmembrane transport. Lineage: Eukaryota; Fungi; Ascomycota; Leotiomycetes; Helotiales; Sclerotiniaceae. The coding region runs from base 1 to 1776 and encodes 591 amino acids.
AUGCCCAUCGCUCUAGCUCCAGGCAUGGGGCUUAAUGCGUAUUUUGCCUACCAAGUUGUCGGAAUACAUGGUCAAGGACCCGUCUCAUACAGACUAGCAUUAACAGCUGUCUUCAUUGAAGGGCUCCUCUUUGUUGCACUUUCAAUACUCGGAUUGAGGCAAUGGCUUGCGCGCGCAAUACCCCGAAGCUUGAAGAUCGCCAGCGGUGCAGGUAUCGGGCUCUACCUCGCUCUCAUUGGACUCACUUACAGCGCGGGAAUCGGUGCUAUCACAGGCAGUAAUGCUGAUGUACCUCUUCAAGUAACAGGUUGUAUACCUGAAUUCAUCGCCCCAGACGGAACAUGCACGUCGGGUAAAAUGCGAAGUCCGACCAUGUGGCUUGGCAUAUUCGGUGGGGGAAUGUUCACGGCGUUCCUGAUGAUGUAUCGUGUCAAAGGUGCCGUCAUAGCAGGAAUCCUCCUCGUCUCCAUCGUUUCAUGGCCGCGCAAUACUUCCGUAACCUAUUUUCCUGCCACCGUUUCCGGCGAUGCGGCUUUUGAGUUUUUCAAAAAAAUCGUCACUUUCCAUCCCAUUUCUCGAGUGCUAGCUGCGCAGGAUUGGAAUAUCACUGGAGCUGGCGCUGGACAAUUCGCUUCCGCGCUUGUAACCUUUCUUUACGUCGAUAUCCUUGAUUGUACGGGAACAUUAUAUUCGAUGGCGCGUUUUUGUGGCGCCAUCGAUGAAGAUACUCAGGAUUUUGAAGGCAGUGCCGUGGCCUACCUAGUCGACGCCUUUGGUAUAUCUCUAGGCUCUUUCAUGGGCUCUCCGCCCGUCACUGCAUUUAUUGAAUCUGGCGCCGGGAUCUCAGAAGGUGGAGUAACAGGUCUCACGGCCGUCACUACCGGCUUUUGUUUCUUCAUCAGUCUGUUCUUUGCCCCAAUCUUCGCUAGCAUUCCUCCCUGGGCAACUGGUUGUACCCUCAUCCUCGUUGGCGCAAUGAUGGCGCGCGCAUGCACAGAAAUUAAUUGGCGAUACCUGGGCGAUUCUAUCCCGGCUUUCUUAACGCUAGCCAUCAUGCCUUUUACAUAUUCGAUUGCCUACGGACUAAUCACAGGAAUCGUCACAUACACGCUCCUCAAUACUUCCGCAUGGGCCAUGGCAAAGAUGUCAGGAGGAAGAAUCAUGCCGCACGACUACGAACUGAAAGAUUACUGGACAUAUAAAGUACGAGGAGGUCUGCUACCGGGGUGGGUGCGCCGAGCCACGAGGGGAAAGCGAGAUUUUUGGAGAGAAUGGGAUUUCGAUGCCGAGGAGAUGGGCAGGAAGGUUAAUAGUGUGAGGGGACAUAAAACACGGGGAAGCGUGGCGAAAAGUCACAAGAGCGCGAGGAGUCAUGAUGUAGUGACGGUGAGGAAGGAUGAGAUUGUUGGAAUCCCCAGCACGAGUGGUCAUGGAGAGAGAACGUGGGAGAUGCCCGAAAUGGCGUUUCCGAAGUGUGUGGUUGGAGGUAUUGGAGAGGCGAUUGGUGGGGAGGAGAGGAGGGAGAGUUUGAGGACGUCUAAAUACAAGCCACUAACCCGCCCCAACAGCCUAAACCCCUCCCAAGGAAGUGCCAAAAACAAUACACGAUUCGACACUAUCGAUGAUCGUAACCUAGGCACUACAGCUAGAAUUCACUUUCAUACAAUGACAAGAGUGAAGGCAUGCAUAGAUACUAUCUCAAUGUCAAGAACAAUUCAAACAUUGAGGGGUGUUAUGGUAAAUCAAAUUGUUGGAGACAAGUUGCAAAUCGGGUAG